This is a messenger RNA of Ostrea edulis (European flat oyster), 2406 nucleotides long. Its product is annotated as inactive pancreatic lipase-related protein 1-like. Gene Ontology annotation, molecular function: triacylglycerol lipase activity. The transcript is spliced from 6 exons. Bases 67 to 1329 code for a protein of 420 amino acids. The record is from RefSeq and is a predicted model, not a curated record. Lineage: Eukaryota; Metazoa; Mollusca; Bivalvia; Ostreida; Ostreidae. Gene Ontology annotation, biological process: lipid metabolic process.
GUCAAAAUAUGUAGACCAGUAUUUAGGAACGAGGUUUCAUAGUACGGAAAAAAUAACUGGGCUACUAUGUACGUAUUAAGUAUCAUAGUGUUGGGCUUAGCCAUUGGACCCUCGUCUGAGUUUUUGUUCGACGAAACUAAGAAAGUUUGUUAUGGAGACCUUGGCUGUUUUGCUGUUGAUGAUCCUUUCGACAAUACAUUAGGAUACCUUCCUGAAUCCCCGGAGGCUAUCCAGUUUGGUUUAACACUUUAUACUAGAGCCAACACCAAACCGGGUGUAAAACUAGGAUACAACGACUCCGUCUCCGUUACCCGAUCCAGUUUUAACCCAAACACCCCGAUUAAAAUCAUCAUACAUGGUUAUAUGAGUGACGCUAAUGAACCAUGGGUUCUCAAUAUUUCAAAUUUAUUUCUUAAAAAGGAGGACUGUAAUGUUUUGACAGUAAAUUGGCAGAAUGGUGCCAGCAAACUGUACCCCGCCUCAGCCGCCAACACAAGAGUAGUGGGUGCUGCAGUCGCCAAAUUUUUGGCAAUGGUCAGGGACAAACACGGAGCAAAAAUGGAAAAUGUUCACGUGAUCGGACAUAGUCUCGGGGCCCAAACAGGGGGUUAUAUAGGGCAACGUACACCAAACAUGGGAAGAAUCACAGGGCUAGACCCCGCUGGUCCACUAUUCGAGCGCUUCGCCGAGGAAGUUCGGUUGGAUCCUGGCGAUGCAACAUUUGUUGACGUCAUACAUACUGAUGCACUUCCAAUCGAGGAUGCAGGAUUUGGAACGAGGAAAGCGUGUGGACACAUAGAUUUCUUUCCAAAUGGUGGUGGUCGUCAACCCGGCUGUCCCCCUGCGUAUAAAACUGGUGUGGAGGAACUUUUGUCCCUGAGGUUCUCCGCCGCCUUUACAUCUGUGGCGUGCAGCCAUCAGCGGUCAUAUUAUUACUUUGCGGAGUCCCUCGCCAGGGAACAAUGCCAGUUCUCUGCCUACCCUUGUGACACCUAUGACGAUUUUACACAGGGUACAUGUAAUGUCUGUGGGGACACCCCCUGUCCAGUGAUGGGUGAUGAUGCAAUUUUGUCCAAAGCCAGGCGAGGCAAUUACUAUCUGAUAACAAACAGCCAAAACCCGUUUUGCAGUAAGUGUAUGUUGUCGGGAUAUAUUACCUUACAAUAUUCUAAUAAAGAAGAUGCAAACAAUCAAAAUGGUGAAUUUAAUCAAAGAUUGAUGAUAAUUAUUAUUCAUUUUCCUCUUAUUUUAAACAAAUUCCGCCAUGGAGAAAAACUCAAGAUAUUCCCGUUAGCCACAGGAAAAUGGUCAUUUCCUAUUUCUAAAUAAAAGAAUACACUCUUAAUUGAUAUUACACUCACUAAUCUAGUUAUGCUUCAUGAAUAGAUGGUGCUGUUACAAAGAGACCUUUUCGAUCUUUUAUCGUUAUACUUCUAUCUCAAAAUACAAUAUUUCAACAUUUAGAGUCCUGCCUUCCCCCCCCCCCCCCCCCCCCCAAAUUCUGUUGGUGUCAAAUCAAUAUUGAUGAACUUUCAGUAUUUUUUGUUUCAAUUUCGUGUGGGUGUUUUGAUUUAUAUACUAUUUAUAAACAUGCAACACUAAUGAGUUAUGCAUAUACACACUAAAUUGUAGGGGUGUAACAAAAUUUCGAUAAAUCGCGAUUUAGAGGUGGUAAUACGACACAUAGAUUUAAUGAAUAUCAAAAGCUUCCGGAAAUAUUAGAUUUGCGAAUUUCGGCUUUAAAUUCAGUAUUACAGAGUGUUAUUGUGGUGCAACAAAAUCAUCAAACAAAACUAUCCACUAACAUGAGAUAGAUAUUCAUUAGUCAUUCAAUGUACUACAAGUUGAAUUGCAAUAAUCUAAAUUUUUCUUAUUGAAGAUAAAUGAACAAUCGAUAUUCAUUACAAGAUACGUCGAGAUAUAUCAACAAUAUUUUGUUCAUAAAUUAUCGUGAUGUUCCUUUCUGGCUGUUCACAGUCCCACUAAAUUAUUUUUCAUCUACUCUCUGAUUCUGUAACAGUACAUUUGUUGAAUCUGGUGUGCACUUUCGCCUACUAUUUCUGAAAUCGACAUGCAUGUUGAAACUUGACCUUUUUAACACAGAAACAAGCAUGUAACUGCAUUUUCACAUUUUCGAUUUUAAGGGGCCCCCGACUUACAAUGAUUAUGUAAUAUAAUACAUUAUCAGAUUGUUUUAUUACGAUAGAAUGAAUUGAUAUUUUUUUAAUUAAUACGAAUUGUCCUAGUUUCAAUUACCGUGUUGAAUUAUUUUGAUUAGAUUUGAAUUCUGAGCAUGUCUUAUUCCAAAUCUAAUAACUAUAUUCUUUUACAUUUCAGAAAAUGCCUGAAAAAAAAUAUUGUGCAAUGGUUUAUAAACAUUUUGUUCGAUAAAAUUCAACUCGUGGU